Molecule: messenger RNA, 951 nt
Organism: Anopheles nili
Lineage: Eukaryota; Metazoa; Arthropoda; Insecta; Diptera; Culicidae
Exons: 4
Coding region: 13-951 (312 amino acids)
Source: RefSeq, a predicted model, not a curated record
UCGAAUGACACAAUGAAGGUCUCAUUGUACAUUAUUUUAAUAUCUAUCCUGCUCAGCAAGCACUAUGCGCUGUCGCACAUAAUCAGGAAACGUCAGCUUUUCCGUGAGCAAGUGCUACCGCAUGCCGGAGGCAAAAUACCAGACUCGGCGUUUCUGACCGACCGUUUGGCACUGAAUCGUCUGCAAAAGGAUGGCAUCGCUGUGCCGGACGGUGUGCUGCUGGAGCAACGCCAGUACCAGGUGUACCCGCAUCAACAUCGCGUGACGAGACCGACGUUCCGCGUUGUGCAGACACCGGACAACCGGUACACUUCACCGGAGGGCGAGUACAACCACAACACAUUGGCCACCGUCGAUACGACGUAUCUGAUUCCACACCCGAGUGACAAAUUGCUGCUGCAUGAUCAUCCCCAUCACCAGCUGCCGCAUUACGCCGCUCCGAAAGCACCGAUCCUGAAGGAGCUGCGCCUCCCCAACUAUGCAGUGUUCAAUUUCGAUUACAAAAAGAAGAAACACCCCAUCCCUGGGGUGCAUUCUCCGGCUUCGCUGAUCGCGUUCAAACCCCAUCCACUGAAACUGGACGGAGCCUGGCCCCAGAGAUUACCUCAAGAUUUUGUGAGCUUUCACGCAGCUGCAGGUAAUGGUCACAAUUACCCACCAGCGCACUCGUACGGAGGCGACAUUGUGGGCGCCGGGGGAGGUGCCAGCUGGCACGGGGGAUGGAUACCGUCGACGGGGGGUGCAUCUGUCGAGUCCUUUUUAUCGCAACCGCUCGGCAGUUUCGAGGACUAUUAUAGCCAGCUGAACGAUAAGCAUCGUUUCUACCGAAACGUGGCCGCUUCAAAGCCGACGGCAUUGGUCGGCAAGGGACCGGCAAUCCCGGCAGCGAAGCCUAGCGCCAUUUUGCAUCGGGGUCGUCAACGUGGCCAUCCGCAACGCUAUCAAGCUUAA